Colletotrichum lupini is the source of this 1407-nucleotide messenger RNA. RefSeq lists its product as uncharacterized. The record is from RefSeq and is a predicted model, not a curated record. Bases 1 to 1407 code for a protein of 468 amino acids. Lineage: Eukaryota; Fungi; Ascomycota; Sordariomycetes; Glomerellales; Glomerellaceae. The transcript has 7 exons.
AUGCAGAAUGGACAAUAUCGGCAUGCUGCUGAAAUGGGCGUACCCGACGGCAGCUCUCGAACAAUUCUGGAGUUCUUUGUCAACAAAGUGGCUCAAGUCUGUGAUAACCGACCAUUCGGGUCCACGAUCACAUCCCUUGCCAUCAUUCAGAAGCCUGACAAGGUGCAAUACAUCUUUUCAUCCAAUCAGCGGAGCUCGGAAGAUGCUCAAUAUGCAGCCACGACCAUCCAAAUCCUCCUUGACAAAAUGGGUUCACGGAAUCGCGUCGACGUUGGAGACGAUGACAGGUCCUCGGUCUUUUGCGAACUUCUUCGCGACAUACUCCUAUUUCAUAAGCAGCGAGUUACUCUGUAUAAGUCGCGACUUAACCAACGACUGAAUCAAUGCAUCAAAGAAUUGAAGGCUAGGUCCUUGGACGCGGUUGUUUCUCUAGGAGACCCUCUACUUGAUGAGCUAGAAUAUCUCCAAGCUUUGACCAAGACCGAGGUGCCUUUGGAUGGCAGUGAAGGGUUCGCUCGCAACGGUGAACACCUGAUAUUAGCCGCAAACACCUUUCGCAAAAGUCUGAUGUACGAAUCGGUUAUUGAAAGAGCCCGGGAAGGACGCUUCAACGAGUCCGAGCGCUGGUGUCAACUACAGCACUUCAUCGGACGGCUUUCUUCGUAUCACGGUGCUAUUCGGGCUAUCAUUUCCGGCCGCAGACGUCUCCACCCGGACUUGUUCGAAAAUUUCGAAAUAACAUGGCUGCCGCCAAGUAUACCCAUGAAUAAUCCGAUGGACACACUCCAAAGCCAUAUGGGUAUGGAGACGCAGCAAAAGAGGCGUUCGGCGGACAAUAUUAUCAGGAAAAUGAUGGGAAACUCGGCGGACCGUGAUACGACUCUCGAACAGGCCAAAACUCUUCAGUUCAGUGCGAAAUUUUGUUAUUGCAUUAUCUGGAUCAAGGCUAUUGCCGAAAUCACUAUCACAUCCCACAUCCAAGUUUGUCCCGGACACAAGAAUGUCUACUCAAAUUGGACUAUCCCGAAUCUUUUUGCCAACGACUUGGCUGAAGCGAAUGAGAGAGACAGCCUGCUCGACAAGGUCGUCAGCAAGAUUAGAGAGGAUGCACUUCGCGCUUUGAGAGAGAAAACAACCGAUGGCAAAAGAUUUGACCCAGACACUCACUCAUCUUACCCAACACAUCAGUCGCUGGAAACCAAUGCCGACAUGGACGAUUUUCAAUCCUUAUCAGAAGAAUACCGGAGCAUCUUCUUAGAAGCAGAGGGAAACGAGACAGAUGAAGAUGAUUGGGCAGGCUAUGACCAUGCUGAACAUUCUGGUGGCGUGUCUCUUCAGGCAUUUUCAAAUAUGCUGCGUGGUUUCUGUCAACAGCUGAAUAUGCGAUGCAUAUACUACACUUCUUGA